CAAAGACUGAAGUGGCCGGAUUUCAAGUGACAAACAGCACUACAUCCAGGAUCCAGCCCCCUCCCUGCACGGCUGCUUCCUCCUCCACAUCCCCUGUCAGGAAGAGAAGCCUAUUGUGUCGGGCCCAGGGAGUUCGAGUUGAAGGGCCCGGGGGUCUGCGCCUCUGACUGCUCUGAGCUACUUCCCCAUUGGCUCCCAGCAGCCUGUGCUCAGCAAGGGCUGAGCGACAGGAGGAGGCUCUAGUCCAUAAAAGGGGGGGGGCGAGGCACCAGAACUGCCAUUCUGAGGGGCUUUGGUGGUGCUCACAGCCGCUUCUUUGGCACCUCCUUCCCAGCCAGAGUCAGGGAGACCCCUGAGCCACCUGCCACCACCCUCCGUCCGACCUGCUCGGCCAGAAGCUGCCCAGGAACGAAGAAGAACACAGCAGGAAGAGCUGAGACGGGAUGGCGUGGCAGGGGCUCGUGCUGGCCGCCUGCCUCCUCGUGCUCCCCUCUGCCACAGCGGACUGCCUGUCCCGGUGCUCCCUGUGUGCGGUGAAGACCCAGGAUGGGUCCAAACCCGUCAACCCCCUGAUUUGUUCCCUGGAAUGCCAGGCCGCGCUGCUGCCUGCCGAGGAGUGGGAGAGAUGCCAAGGCCUUCUGUCUAUUUUCACCCCCUUCACCUUCGGGCUCAAUGGCAGAGAAGAUUUGGAGGCCAAGUCCGCUUUGGAGGGGCCUUAUAGUGAGCUGGCCAAGCGCUCUGGGCCCUUCGCGAAGGAGCUGGAGGAAAACAGAUUUCUUCUCCGCACCCCAACAGAGGAGAAUGCUCUGAGCAGGAGCCUGGCGGAGAAGCUCAGGGGUCUCUCUGUCAGGUUGGGGGAGGGAGGGGAGUCUGAGCUGAUGGGGGGCACCCAGCUGCAUGAUGAUGCCAUGGAGGCUAGGGCACUGGAUUCCAAUGAGGAGGACCCCAAGGAGCAAGUCAAACGCUAUGGGGGCUUCUUACGCAAAUACCCUAAGAGAAGCUCAGAGGUGGCUGGGGAGGGGGACCGGGAUGGGGAUAGGGUGGGCCACGAGGACCUGUACAAACGCUAUGGGGGCUUCUUGAGGCGCAUCCGUCCCAAGCUCAAAUGGGACAAUCAGAAGCGCUACGGGGGUUUUCUCAGGCGCCAGUUCAAGGUGGUAACUCGGUCUCAGGAAGAUCCCAAUGCCUACUCCGGAGAGAUUCUUGAUGGGUAAACCCCUCCCCAUCGUGGGGUUGAGUCAGAAGCUUCCCCUGACACCCUUCCAGAUUGGAGUACCCUCAUUCAUCCUACCUUGUACCCCCCAAUCCCCAUGCUCAGUUCAGCACUGUCUGCAAAACAUUCAAACCCAGCCUGCCUCUUUUCUGCCUGGGGUGCAGAGUUUGUCUGGAGUCAGCGGGGAGAAAGGAUGGAGGUUCCCCUGUCCAGUAGACUCAGUGCUUGGCUCCAACCCUAGGCCUCUGAACUACCCCCAGCAGCGGCUUUUGAUAUUAAUCCCUCCACCCCAUUAAUGUGCCCCCACCCCCCACUCCGGUCCCAGGAAUCCAGACUGACUUGUUCUUCAUUCCUCUAGAUAAAUAACAAAACAAGGUAAACAGACAAAUAGAAAUCCUAACACUUUAUCCCAAACCUUAAAGGACCUCCUUGUGCUCCCCACUUCGGAGACCGAUGCUUUAGAUAAAACGCUCAAACACCGCAUUUUAUUGGAGCAGGAAUGCCUGCACUGGAGAGUUCAGUCCUCCAGUGGGCAAGUGUUCAGUUGUACUCUCUGUGUUCUCAUUGAUUCGAAACACACCUCUUGAGGAAACGAGUUCCUGGACUCCCGUCCAUGUUGGUACCCUGGACAGCACCCAGCUCCUCACCGGAGAGGAAGGGCGCAAAACCCCCUUCCAAAAUGGAUGGUAAUGAGAGCAGUGCUCCUACUGAAUACUUAAAAGAUCACGGAGAGAGCGAGACAAACCAAUUUGCUCUGUGUAACAAACUCAAAAUGUGGACCAGUUCCCUCAGCCCUCAUUAAACUAAUUAAACAGAUCGGUAUCACACUCCUACCCCAGGAUGAACUGAAGCUGAGUCAAGUCGAUGAGGUUAAGCACAACCAUGUUCUUGAGCAGCUGAAUUGGCCGCCAAGAGUCUUAACCAUCUGGCCAAACAUAUGCAAUGGGCACUGGGUGAGGAAAUCCAGAAGCAACAGCUAGAACGACAAAAAAGGACGUCUUCAACCCCUGUGAUGAUUCUUUCCUCUUCAUGUCUCCGAAUAACACCAGAAAGGGGAAUGAAAUGAUUAAGUGCUUGAGGCCAAAUGAAUUCCCUUGAUUCAAAUGAAUCAGAGGCAGAGACCUCCCAAUUCCUUGGUUUCAAUCAAAGUCUCUCUCUUUCUCUCUGCUGCUUUUGCUUGCUCAUCCCCAGGCAUUAUGGUUUGGUUUGUGGGUCCAGGAGGCUGGGCUGGAAAGGAGAGGAAAUAGUCACGAGUUCAGUUAAUUUGUCUAAGAUGCUACUGAGCACAUACCUCUUUGCGUGCAACCCCCAGCUCUCUCAUGAUGUUCCGAAAUGUAUAGAUUGUUUUAGGGUUACUUCGUGUGCUUUUAAAGAAAUCCCACGUAUGCAAUUUACCUAGAAUUUGCUUAUUCCUUAGUAGGCCUGUGUUAUUUCCUACUCUUCCGGUGCAAUAAAUAAAAGAAAGUUGGUAAUGA
This is a messenger RNA of Leopardus geoffroyi (Geoffroy's cat), 2688 nucleotides long. It is a transcript of the gene PDYN, whose product is annotated as prodynorphin. Gene Ontology annotation, cellular component: neuronal cell body; axon terminus; plasma membrane. Gene Ontology annotation, molecular function: opioid receptor binding. The transcript is spliced from 3 exons. Gene Ontology annotation, biological process: chemical synaptic transmission; sensory perception; neuropeptide signaling pathway. NCBI's taxonomy places the organism in Eukaryota, Metazoa, Chordata, Mammalia, Carnivora, Felidae. Bases 444 to 1214 code for a protein of 256 amino acids. The record is from RefSeq and is a predicted model, not a curated record.